This is a messenger RNA of Olea europaea var. sylvestris, 1776 nucleotides long. RefSeq lists its product as uncharacterized. Bases 244 to 1326 code for a protein of 360 amino acids. Gene Ontology annotation, biological process: regulation of DNA-templated transcription. The transcript has 5 exons. Lineage: Eukaryota; Viridiplantae; Streptophyta; Magnoliopsida; Lamiales; Oleaceae. Gene Ontology annotation, molecular function: DNA-binding transcription factor activity. The record is from RefSeq and is a predicted model, not a curated record.
AAAGACGAUAAAAACGAUAAAAACACCUCAUGUUUGGCUGUCAAAAAUACUCCAUCCAAGAAAACCAGUAUCAUAUAAGAGGGGAGAGAAACAUCCAGGAACAAGCAAACAAAUAAAAGGCAAAGGGGGGCUUUCGCCAAAGAAGAAGAAGAAUAAGAAGAAACCCUAAAAGAAUGGAAUUCGAUUAAGGACCUGGUUUUCUUUGCCAUGGAAAAUUCCAAGUGACCAUCUAACUUCAGAAAUAUGAUGUACAAUGGAAAAAAUUCUUUACUGCCUCCAAAAAGUCCCUUUCCUAGCAUUUACCCGUCAUAUGCUGAUUAUAUCCCUAGUUCAGGGGUUGGACCAAAAGGUCUUCCAAAGCCUAGAGAGGAAAAUUCACACCAUCAACGUACUUCCUCAGAGAGUUUUUUAAUAGAGGAACAACCUUCUUGGUUUGAUGAACUCCUCAAUGAGCCAGAAACUCCUGUGCGCAGAGGAGGUCAUCGGCGUUCAUCUAGUGAUUCUUUUGCAUAUAUUGACACAAGGAAUGUUGGAAGCACAAAUUAUCUUACUCCUGACAAUAACGAGUUCAAAAAUUUAAACUCGGUGCCUUCAUGGGGAUCUCAAUGUUUUGAAUUUUAUAGAGAUAUACAGCAUGGUUCUGCGUAUGGGGGCCCAAGUUCUUUAGGAAAAACCAAAAAUCAGACAUGGGAUAAUUCAGUUGCACCUCCUGGUGGAGUUCCUUCUCCUGGGGAUAAUGCCAUUAUCCAAGAUGCAGGAUUAUCGAGUGCUUCGAGAGAAGCAGAGAGGAAUCCGUCUUCACCUACUAAAAAGCUGGAUCCUGGUGAAUAUGGACCACAUGACCCAACGGGUUCUUCUGAAAAGGACUCACUUCAUGCCAAGCCUUCUACUUUGGAGAUGGACACUAAACGUGCCAAGCAGCAAUUUGCUCAGCGUUCACGGGUCAGGAAACUUCAAUACAUUGCUGAACUUGAAAAAAACGUGCAGGCUCUACAGGCAGAAGGCUCUGAAGUUUCUGCUGAGCUCGAAUUUCUCAACCAGCAGAAUCUGAUUCUGAAUAUGGAGAAUAAAACACUGAAGCAACGGUUAGAGAGUUUAGUUCAAGAGCAUCUUAUCAAGCAUUUUGAGCAUGAAGUAUUGGAGAGAGAAGUGGGAAGACUACGAGCUUUGUAUCAGCAACAGCAGCAGCCACAACCGCAGCAACCAUCUUCUAGCCAUAGACGUGCUAAAAGCAGUGAUCUUGAUCAACAAUUUGCUAAUCUUUCACUGAAACACAAGGAAACAAGUGGUGGCCGCAAUCAUGUUUCUGGCCAACUUCACAUUUGAGUAAAUUGCAAGAGCUUCAACUUGAUCCCUCACUGAUUCCUCAGUUGACGGCGCCUCACAGUUUGCUUUGUUUGGGAUCAAGACAGACUCAUCCAGUGCUUGUGUUCUAUCCCCAUCCCAGCUUUGCUUAUUUUCUAUGUCUUAUUUUCUUUCUGUUGGUUUUGUUUAGGUUAUUUUAUUUAUUAAAAUUAGUGUCUCGAUGUGCACCUGGUAGUCUGUGCCAGAAAACUGUGGUUCUGGCGGGCGACUCUCCUGAGGUGGUUCUCCAAUCAUGAUUGAUGUUAGUAUCAUUGUAUUUCAAGAGAUGAGUUUGUCAUCGCUCGCCCAGAAAUUUCAUGCUUUACCGAUUCUCAAACUGUUGAUUUCUUGAGUAUCUACCGAUAAUUGUGUUCUUACAAUCAUUAAAUAUAACAACUGUUUUAACAGUAGAAUUUUCAAUGUUCUGAUGGA